Ipomoea nil (Japanese morning glory) is the source of this 1578-nucleotide messenger RNA. Its product is annotated as caM kinase-like vesicle-associated protein. The transcript is spliced from 4 exons. The record is from RefSeq and is a predicted model, not a curated record. The coding region runs from base 287 to 1162 and encodes 291 amino acids. NCBI's taxonomy places the organism in Eukaryota, Viridiplantae, Streptophyta, Magnoliopsida, Solanales, Convolvulaceae.
AUGACAAUUUCAAGAAAUGGUUACAAAAAAUCAUAUUUAUGGAUCAAAAUGAGGGUAGAAGUAAGAAGUGAAGAAAAAAUCUCAAUUGAGUAAUUAGAGGGAAAUGUGAGGGCUUUUUUGUAAUUUAGUUCUCCACUUUCCCGCCCAGCUUCCCACCCCCUAUAACCACCUCCGUGUUGUAGAGUUGUAGCUCAGAUAUCUGUUUACUCAACGGAACAAAAUAACCGUCUCUCUCUCUCUCCCUCCUCUCCGGCGUACGCUUAACGGAACCCUAGAAAGCUCCGGCAUGGACAUCCGCCUGUUCCUCGGCUUCUCGACUGUUCUGCUCUCUACCGCAAGGCAGUCAUCUCCGCCGCCUCCGCCUCCGAGCAGCUGCUCCGACCAGUUGGUGCUGUUCUCGCCGUGCUUGCCGUACAUUUCGUCCUCCCCGAACAACAUGACCAACACGCCUCCACCGCAGUGCUGCGAUGAAAUGACUUUUGCCGUCGCCUCCGGCAAUGCGAUCUGCCUUUGCUACCUCGUUCAAAGGCCUCGGAUCCUCGGAUUCCCGGUGAACUCCAGCAGAGUGAUCUCCCUUUCCUCCGUUUGUCCGAUGACACAUAGAGAAGGCAUAGCGAAUUUCUCCAUCAAGGCUCUCUGUUCAGGAAAAACUGCACUCCCUCCCCUGAAGAGCAUAACAGGUUCAGGGAAUCCCCCACACCUUUCUGGUCAGGAUAACUCUGCAUCACCUCAGAUGAGCCCACCGCAGCAACAUGAGAAUAGAUCAUCAAGUCCUCCGCCCCCUGCCGAUGAUUCAUCUGUUGACGCUACUGAUGGAUCAUCUAUUGAACCUACUGACGGGUCAUCUAUUGGACCUGCUGAUGAUUCAUCUACUGGACCUGGUGAUGGUUCAUCUGUUGGACCUGGUGAUGAUUCAUCUGUUGGACCUGGUGAUGGUUCAUCUGUUGGACCUGCUGAUGAUUCAUCUAUUGGAGCUGAUGGUUCAUCUAUUGAACCUCCUGAUGAUUCAUCUAUUAGACCUCAUGUUCGAUCUCCCACCAUAACAAUAACACCUAUAGGAAGUGCAUCCACAACAGGGAGGAUCUGCAUAAUUUGUCUCUGCAUUUCACUUGGAUUUGUUAUUUUCCUUUUCAACAUAUUCAUAUGGUUUAUUGAGAAUUAGUUCCACACUCCCACAGCAUCACCUUACUCAGUGAUGUGGCAUGUAAAUAGGGAAAUAAGUCGAACAUAUCAGUUGCAGGAUCUUGGAAACUUUUGCUGUCUGAAAUGCAUUCUUUCGUUUCUUUAUGUCAGCCUACCAUCUCCAGAGUACAAUUCUAGCAUUGGUUUGAAGUGAACAUCUCUAGAUAUAUUUGUUGUAGUUGUAGCAAAGAUAUGUUCUUACUUAAGAAUGCGAGGAAAACAAAACACCCCAGUUGAAACAAUAUUCUAAUCCCAUUUAAUUCACAUUAAGCUAAAAAUUGAGUAUAGUUGCCCACAAAGGUGAAAUUUAUUCGCCCUAAAAGCCCCCACAUCCCAAUCAACAAGAUGGUGGAGAGAUAAAUUACAGUGACUCAGCGGCCUCUUAACUGGGAAGAC